AUACAAUUAAACUUCAGUUUUGUCACCGAACGCAGUUUGUUAAGCUCUCGUUUGGUUCGGUUUACUAGCAAAAGUUUGGAGCUGUUAAACAUUUUACUAGUGAAAACGGGAUUAUCAGUGUCUGCUUUCGCGAUAAAUGGUAUAGUUUUUGAAGUAGCGAUCGAAAAUCCGUAUUUUUUUACACGAAUUCUCUGUCGAGCUGGCAGAAAAGCCUCAAUGGAAGAACUCCAGUUUUUGACCUAAAAAUAAUUCAACAUACAGGCAUCUUUUCUCCUGCUUCCUCAUACGCGAGUGUGCCUUCAUGAAUGUACGUGCAAAGGUGCUGUGCUGCUCAUCGCUAUCCAGCUGUCUUGCUUCCGCACAUAGCGGUCGGUAUCGCAAUGGAGUGUGUUGUACAACAUUGAUGAGAGAAUCCAGCCGAUUAGAGCAGAAAAAUGUGCUGUAGAAGUGAUGGUUUUGUAUGGAAAGAAUCACACUGACUGGUGAUACAAGUACUAUUGUCAGAGAGACAAGUGAAUAAGAUUCGAAUACUGGAGAAACAGAUGUGACUGUUGUGAAUUGAAAAGUUUGGAAGAUAUUUUGUGCGAAGUAUUAUCGAAGCUUGGCUUGUUUUAUACUGUAAACAAAGUUUUAUUCAAACAUGACAGAUCAAACAUCUGGUCACGAUCAUCAAAUAGCCCUUUAUCUUCAGUAAUUACUUAAUAUUAAAUAGCUUUGUCGAAAAUCACGAUUUUGAAAUUUUAGUCGCUGGUACUUAUUUGGAAUAUUGAACUCCAACAGCAGUGAAUAAUUGAAAAUACUAUACAGUAAAAUUUACUCAAAAAACAUUAAAACAUUUCAAACAAUAUCUCCAACGAUCUUAAGCACCUACAAGAAGCACACUGCAUCCAUUUUCAACUGAAAACCAAGAGAGAACAGUUUGUAUGAGGAGCGCAUUUGUGAUCAUUCUCACUUUUCCGCUUCAAUUAUUUGGUAUGCGAUUAGAUGAUAGGCUGUUAAUUUUCUUCUCAGUGUAAAUUUGAGAAAAUCGAGUUGUACAGUGCUACUGAUGUAUCAUAUCUGACCAGGCAGUGAUAAAGUGUCAAAUUUUUUUUAUAGAAAACAACAAAAAUUCAAUGCAAACUGCCAUAAACUGAUGAUUUUUUCGGCAGCAAUAUAGCCAGAAAAUUUUCUUGUUUACAAUUUAUGACAUUAGUGGAAGCUGCUGUUUGUGUGUAGGUGUCAUCGGAAUGAAAAAAGCAGAUAAUAGUGAAAGAAUGUGAGAGUGAGAUCUAACUGUAUCUCAACAGCACAAGUACAAUGCAAUAAAAGUAAAAAUCUGCUCAACUGGCAAUUGUCUAUAAACAGAAUCAGUUCUGUUGACAAGUUUAAUGCUUCAAACAAGUGAGUUUGUUUAUGUUUACGAAGAAACAUAACGCCGCCAUGUUUGAAGUUUGGUUGUGAGUGAGAUGCGGAUAACUAUGCUGAAGACGAGCACAGCGAAGACGUAAUUGUGAUUUUGUGUUUUUGUUCAAUGAAAAAGUAAUGAAAAGUUAAAUGAAAAUACCAACACCGAUAUGCAAACAUAAAGCUGGAGUGAUAAAAGUGGAGGUUGAAUAAUUAGCUGAAUAUGUGUUCGUUACCGACGUAAACACGCAUCGUACAUACACAGAUCAAACGAGAAGUACUUUUAAAAUGUAGACACUAAGCGAUUUCUAAACUUUAACUUAUAGUGCUGUAGAACCGAAAAACCAGAAAAGAGUUUUAAAUUGAUACUAUCUACGCCAUAUCUGUGCAGAAUAUCUUUGUCUUGAUUUGUCUGACAGUUUGAAGAAAUAAUGCAUCCCAGUGAAAAAAAAAUUUUCUGAACAGUGAUCAAAUACAAUCGUUACAUCAGCUCCGACUAAAAUCGCGCAAAAUACGUCAAUAUGGAGACCUUAACAGAGAGCAGCAUUGCUACGAAUCUUCGUACUGAGCCGCUAAUUCCCACAUCCCCGGAUGAAGAACGUACCAUACAUGAUCUCCACAACAACAACAACGACGAUGAGGAUGUGACCAACCCCAGUAAUUUACUCGAAGACCAAUCGCAAUCGUCUCAGGAUAGCAGUAAUCUGGCACUUCCUGAUACACGACGACGACGUGAUUGCACCGAAGAAACGGCCGGCAGCAUGGCAAAAGAAAUGCAUAGUAGUGGCUCGUCGGACAAUAGUUGUCCUGAUGCUGCGGAUUCGCAGCCAGAACGUGACGUGACGGAAAACACGGAUUCCAGCAGUAUACCGCUACCGUGCGAACCGGAUGUCAGUGUUUCACCCUCGAUCGAAGUGCCCCCGGAGGAAGCGGCAGCGAUUGCUGCCGCCCCCACUCCUAAGAUACAUAUUGCUCCCAUAACCAAUGGCAACUUGCUGCCGAAAUCUACCGGGAAACCGACCACGAUGCGGGAUUUGGAUCGUAAAAUGAACAAAUCACGCGGUCGGCCGAAACGGCGCCCAAUGGUGGCUAUGUAUCAAAGUGAGAUAAGCGAAAACAAAAUCGGUAUCAAACUGUGUAUAAAGAAAGCAUCUGAUGCGAUAGUACAACAACCAAAGAAAGUGACUCGUAAACGAUCGCGUAAAUCCAAAAGCCUUACGGAGAACAGUGAUGAGGAUGUGGGCGGUGCCGCCUCGCCGGAGAAGCGAUCCCGAAAACCACGGGAAUCUACCGGUCGCAGGACCAACAACAAUACGGAAAAGGGUGCCCAGGAGGAACAUAAACCACCGGAAGAUCAGAGUGUUUGGGCAGACCAACUACCGGAGCAUGUGCUGUGCAUGAUCUUCCAAAAUGCCAUCCUCGACGAGGGCUGUAUUCCAUCGUUGGUUCGAUUUGGCAAGGUGUGCUCCGCCUGGCAUAGAGCGUCCCAAGUGUCUUCUCUCUGGAGAACGGUAGAUCUCGGUACUUGGACUAAGGAACGGUUCAAGACUGAGCUGAAGUUGAAGUGGCUUAUCGAUAAUCGCCUUCGCAACAGUACCGAUGUUAGUUUGGGAAACUGGAAGGUUACCAACGUUCAAUGUGUAUUGGAUAGGCUGCUGGCAGCCGCUCCCAACCUAGUUGGAAUCACACUUAACGGUUGGAAACAACUUACCUCCGAACAUCUGAUGUUCUUAGUUCAGGAGUUCAAGAGCCUUCGACGAAUCGAUUUGAGCUCCAUAAACGCUGAAGUUAACGCCAACAAAACAGCAGUUGGGCAGGUUUCACUGUGCAACGCAAUCUCAGAGAUGGGUGAACGGUUAACUCAUCUUUAUCUGGCCCACAACCGUCUCAGUGGCAUUCCACAGAUUGUUAAGGCUCUUUCGACCCAGUGCCCAAACAUGAUCUUGUUAGAUCUAUCUAAUGUAAGCACAAUAGCCGUUUCACAUGGUAUACUCAACAUCGAACAACUUCAGCAUGGCUGCCAGAAGCUCAAAGUGCUAAGGAUAACCAACUCGCACAUCAAUCUAAGCACGGCAACACUUCAAGAACAGAUGGAGUCACCAGGUUUUCCCGAACUUGAGGAAUUGUCGGUAGCCUCUUUAGCCGAUGAAUCUCGUCUCUUCAACGAUGAAUACCUUCAAAGGAUUCUUAAAACCAGUACCCAACUUAAAUUACUGGACUUGCGAGGCUGCUCUCGGUUAACCCACGACAGUUUAAUUCGAUUACCCACCUGGGAUCUGAAACAUCUAUUUCUUUCCGGUUGUUCGAUUACCAGGGACGUAGGUUCGGGUCUGGAAUUAAUUGCUUCCAAAUGGGCACAUAGUCUAAUAGAAUUUGACCUGGCAUGGGCUAACGCAACCAAACCUCUGGAUGAUGCCCUGAAAGCGUUAGCAGAUAAAGGUUCCGAAUCACCUUUGAACCACCUCAAUUUAUGUGGAUCAUCGGUUUCGCUGGAAGCGGUCAAAGAAGUUCUUACCAACUGCCCGCACAUCAACUCCAUCAAUCUCUCCUCCUGUCGUGGCCUUCCCCGUGGCGUCAAGCGACUACUGCAGGGUCCAACAGAGAUCGCCGAGCUGCGUGAAAAUCUCGGUGUGACAUUGAAACAACCCAAGCUAAUUGAAGCUUAAAAACCGCCAGCAGGAUACAACCUGGGGACAGUGAACCUCAAACGAUAAGUUAUUAUGUGCGGUCGUAAUGUUGGUGAUACGCAGCACAAAAAAAACGGUGAGAUUACCGGCGGGCAUAUUAGUAUAUUGCAAAAAGACUAUUUUGUGAUAUUUUUACUCUGUGGAAGCAAUUCCAGCUGUGGAUGCUUUGCUGGCGACGAUUUAUCAGAUUGUUGCUGUAGAUAGUUCUGUUCUCCGGGUUUGCUAACCCUCAACGGUACAUCAGUCUGUACCGCCAACAAUGUGCUAUCACGUCGCCCAUUGAACGAUCUAGAAUUAUCUCGAAUCAUAUAUUUAUUUGCUAUAGUUAAAUGUUUUGUGCGCAAUAUUUUUGAUCCCAGUUUUAUUAGAUUCCUUUGGCAGCUUACGUCAAUCUCAUACUUUAUCAUCAACCAUAUUUAGGCAAGCUAAAACGAAAUGAAUCAGUACAAAUUGUUUACGUUGUUGUUUAGGCGAUAUUGAAAAAAAAAAAACCAAUGGAAAAUUAGGCUCUCUAAUUUGUCUUACCCUGUGGUAUGGAAAUCGCGAUCUGCAAGAGAUAACCAAUGGUGAUUUUGGUUACAUCUGGUAAAUGUUCAACAGAGCUUCAAUCAUAAAGUUAUGACAAAUGAACUUGGAUUGGUGUCAAAUUCAUGGUAGCGGUUGAGAUACAGAAAUAACUGAUGCGGAAUUGUUUAAAAUUGUUGAUAUAAAGCCAAGGAAUAUGAUAAGCGUUACGAUCUGAUCAUAUACUGAUAAACUAAAACAAAAUUUUAUGUUGCGCGUAAGAACAUGAGUCGGAAGUGUAAAAAUGUAAAGAUCUCCUAUAGAAAUAUUAUUAUGAAGGCAUAUUCAGCAACACAAUAGUUUGAAAAUGUUACGAUUCUAUAAUAGUGAAUGGAUAUCAAAAUCUAGAACCGAUGUAGAAAAGAAGUUUGCUUAUUACAAACACUGUUAGUUCAACGAUAAAAACACGAUAGAGCAUGCGAAAUGAAAAGUCGAACGGAAGUCGACGAGCAUUGAAUUUCUGCGUAUGGCAGAAACUGUUAUACAACCACAACAUUCAACGGCCAUUUAAGUUCAUGGCGACUUGUACACCACAACAAUGAAAAUUUCGAAUUUCAGUUCGAUUUCCCGUCGAAAUAGUACCGAGAUCGCAAUCAUUAUCAACAUACUGUACAACAAUCAUUAUGUUGUUAAUUGAAGCUGGUGAGCAGUUCCCAGAACUUAGAAACAGAAAAAGGUUGCAAAAUCAGAAUCGCCUUGCUUCGGUUUGGAAGAAACUUUACACACGUCUUCAAUAUGUUAGAACCCAUUGUAUCAAUGGAUGGAAAAUUUUGACCCACAAUAAUUUGAACGGUUUUUUUGUUGCAUGCACUUUCUUCGAAUCGUUGUAAUUCGAAUACUGAUAAUUGGAUAAAAAAAAGAGAAAGUUUUUUGACGCAGGACUACGUUUUUCUUUACUAUGGGGGUGCAUUUUCAAAGUUUCACAAUACGACAAUGUAACAAAAAUUACUUCGGUUUUGUUUUCUUAAUAGUUUUUCCCUGUUUGAGUAUUUUCCCUAAUUCUUUCACGAAACAGUUGAAAAAAGAUGUAAGAUUGUUGUUAAUACCACGUUUAUUACGAAAUAUUGUUUAAAUAGUAACAAAAUAGGUUCAAACACGAAACAUUAAAAUCUACCGAAUCUAUAAAUAGACCCUGUUGCACGUUUGCUAGCUUCAGUCUAUGAUAACCCGCGAACGGAGACACAUCGGGUGCGCAGGCUGCUAUCUACGCCCAGACAGUUGAACUACACAAUGACGAACAUGAGUCUCCGUUCCUCAGGCCUAGACGCAGAAAAACAACUAGUUCCUCUGUGCGUCAUAUCUGCUGUUGAACGUUUGCAGUAUGAGUUUCGCUUCGAACAAAAGCGAUUGCGUCAUACAGCUUCUGGUCGUUUGCAUUGGAGGAAAAAAAACGAAAAGUGGACAACGAUGGGUAAUAUAAUACAGUACGUUCUCAUGGCUCUAAAUGAUGUUUAAAGAACUAUUAUGAUUACUUUCUUUGUAAAUCAAAGGUGAAAAUCAUCAGUUUAGUACAAAUCUAGAAUAAUUCGAUUAGCUUCUUGCACUUUUCGUUGUGCGAAAUUCGUUCGAGAAAAAUGUGUUUAAUAUCGUAGAGAGUUCCACAAUUUGGCUCUUCUGAAUGCCAGAAAUGAAUCCCGUAUAGCAUUUUUAUAAUUUCUUUCAAUGAAGUAUGCAAAUCCGAAAUGAAUCCACAUCAACAUUCUAUAUUUUGCUAUUUUUGUGGCUGUUGGGACGUCCCAUUUGUGGAAAAGAUACAAACGAAAUCAAGUAAAACGAAAGCUCCUAACUAAAACUUCUGUUUGGAAUGCAGUGCGAACAGACACAAAGUCAGUUUCGCUUCAAACAAAAGCGAUUGCGUCAUACAGCUUCUGGUCGUUUGCAUUGGAGGGAAAAAACGAAAGGUGGACAACGAAGAGUAACAUUAUACAAAACGUUUUCAUGGCUCUAAAUGAUGUUUAAAGAAGUAUUAUGAUUUUUUUCUUUGUAAAUCGUUCGCAGUGCAGCUUUUCGCUUCAAACAAAUGCAGAAAGCUCAUCAAAGUGUGAACACAACGGAGAGAACACAUAUACAAAUCGACAAUUCUAAGUGAUUGUCGAUCUUUAUGUACAACAUAAAGCUUUUUAAUUUACGAGUUAAAAUUCGAAGACUAUUAACUCCAUUCAUCACGCGUUCAUUCGUGAUCUCAUUUUCUAGAACCUACAUUUAUACCUAUUGUAAAACCUACUUGUUUGUGGUUCGUGUAUGGCGAUGACAGGAGCAUUCACGACAACUCCUACUGCUGCUCUAGAGGUGCUACUGUGCAUUAAACCACUACAUGUGUUCCUAAAACAAGAAGCAUUAUCUUGUGCAUACCGUCUUAAGGUUCCAAAGCCCUGUAGGAACAGUAACCCUUUAGAUUAUGCUACUAGCCACACUCGCUUGUGGUCUCAAAUGGUUACGUGGGAUGAGUAUUUACUCGCUCCUAGUGACCUAACUCUCACAUGCAGUUUUCCUUCCAAAACAUUCAAUGUGAGCUAUCCUCUUCGUGAGGAAUGGUUGUCUGGUUGUCUGGAACGACAACUUGAUGAACACAUAGAUUGUUAUACGGACGGUUCUCUUUUGAAUGGUCGUGCUGGUGCUGGUGUCUACUGUCGUGAAAUGAGGCUGGAACAGUCUCAUUCACUUGGUAGAUACUGAACUGUGUUCCAAGCAGAAAUCUACGCAAUUCUGUGUGGAGUACAAUCGGCACUUCAGCAGAGGAUAUGUGGUAAACGAGUUUAUUUUAGUUCCGACAGUCAGGCAGCCUUAAAAGCACUCAGUUCGAAUGACUCACGGUCGAAUCUAGUGAUCGCAUGUCGAACUCAAAUUGAAGACCUCAGCAUUUCAAAUGCUGUUUACUUCUUAUGGGUACCCGGCCAUUCUGGUAUUACUGGAAAAGAAUGGGCUGAUGAGUUGGCUAGAGCUGGUGCAACGAAUGAUUUCGUUGGUCCUGAACCAGCUUCACCACUUUCAACUAGUUGGAUAAAGCACAAGAUUCGUUCUUGUGCUGCAUCCAAACAUGCCAGCUACUGGCGCAGCUUGCAAACUUGCGCUCAGACAAAAGCAUUUCUACAAGAUUUAAAUCUGAAAAUGUCAAAGUGUCUACUGCAUUUUUCCAAGCAUCAUUGCAGUAUUCUGGUCAGAGCUCUGACUGGACAUUGCAAACUCAAUUAUCACAUGACUACUAUUCAACGUGCUGAGUAUUGUUCGUGUGAUUUGUGUGAAUGCGAUUACGGUACUUCAUAUCAUCUGAUAUGUAACUGUCUCGCAUUGACGGAACUACGUAUCCGGCUUUUUGGUUCUCCAUACAUGAUUGAGUCUGUGUAUGCGGAGCUAAAAUUAAAGGAUAUUCUCUCGUUUCUCACCCAAUGUGGUAGGGUUCAUCGUUCUUCCUGGAGUGAAUGAAUCCUUUCUGUAUUCACCUUAAAUAGGGUUUAGCAGAUUGUUUGGCAUACUUUAUGGGGUACCGAAUUUACUUCUGCUCAUACAUACUGUGAAUCGUUCCGCAUUCUUCCGGGAUGGCAGAAUGGUGUCGCUUUUGUAAAAUCUCUAAAUCCUCUCGGGGGUUGGAGGUUUUAUUAACUGUGCAUCGUUUAUCAGAAGGAAUGCACAUAGUAACAAACCUAAAUAGGUUUUACAGCAGACUGUUCGGGACCUCGUAGAGGUACAGAAUUUACUUCUGCUUUCACUAAAUGUGAUCCCCAGCAUGUUGUUCAGCAUCCCUUAGGGGUGCAGAAUUUACUUCUGCUUUUCUGUGUUUUUGUGUCGUCAAUUUUCCCCAUUCUCCUAGUCCAAACCUUACCAUUUCCCUUCAAUCCUUCCCUCUUAUAUAUCGGGAAAAUUAUGCUAAAAACAAAUUGAUGGCAAGGCACAAAUCUCCAAAUAUCAAGGGGAACGUGCCAUUUGAACCAAUUUGUUCUGAUUCCUGUUAAAAAAGUAUCCCGAAUUUUGAAUUUUCGAGGGGGCUACGUAUGUUCAAUUUUUGAUCUUUUGGUAUCGUUAUGUUGGUACUCAUGACCCUCACUUGUAUCGACAAUUUCGACCAUUUCGAGUGUCCAGUCAGUUUUUAACAGCUACUGUGCGUAGAUAUGUUUUAGCUUGUCAGAUUUUCGUCUAUCCCAAAAUAUGGAUCAAAGAAUUUGUAUGAAAUUUUGUUGUAUACUGACAAUAAUUGCAUAUCAGUUCCAUAUUGAUAAUCGACAAGUUGAGAAAACGAUGAUUUUUUCGUUACUGAUCCGUGAUACUAUUGAGUCAUAUACAUAGACUACAUUAUAAUCUUUUCAUUCGUCAUUUUGUUUUUCGUUUAUAUAAAAUCUGUUACGAAACAAGAUGAGUCCCAUAUGCGAGUACCCUUUUUAACGAACGAAAAGAUACUCGCUUAACGGUCUCAUCUUAGCAUGCUGUGCUUCUCUCGCACUUGGCAAAAUUUCAUGUAUGAUGUUCCAUACGUGUGAAAAUUUAAAGCGUUCAAUAUAACUAAGUUUGUGGUAUCAUGUCAGUAGGGUCGCCGAGACAAAAUACGGGCCCGAGGGGAUUGCAGUAUCACAUGAGAAUAAAUCCUCCAUGUAUUUCCCACGCCAAAACGCGACUCUCACAUGACUUACAGCUUAAGGAGAAAGACUCUUUGCAAGUGUAACCAUUCCAUUCAGGUUUUUGAGUUGAUUUCACAAGCAGUAAUAGGAAUGAAUUGUACAUCCCUAACAAAAACGUGUUGAAUCAACUGUCAAACAUAUCUAACAAAAAUAACCGAUCUGAAGCCAUUGAGAAACAUGCCAAUUAUAAAAAGUUUUGAUUGCUCUCAACAAUGUGUGCGUAAAAACAAGUUCGUUUACCUUUUUCCUGAUUUUAUCAAAUAAAACUGACAUAGAUCAACAAACGAAACAAAUCAGUGAUUUCUCUUAAGAAUUGCAAUUUUAGGAAAGUAAAACUCUUAGUCGAAAACUGUACGAUUUGUCUGAAAACUGGUUAUGAUAAAUAUUCCGGUCUCAGUUUACUUGCACUAACACACUCCAUUAGAAACUAACACUAUUCCAGAUGGAGUUUUAUUGCUAAAUAAAAAAGUACAUACAACCUUUGUUUUGCUAAACAAACGGCCAUAGAUACUGCAGGUUGUCGUAAAACCCUUUUUUCAGAAAACUGUUUUCCCAACAUUAUUAUUUAUUGUUAUAGCUUUAUAGAGGUUUUAACCUUAAGGUCAUUUGCCUCUUCGGGCCAGAAAAAUUUUCUAACCCUAUGAGCGAGGAUGGGAAUCGAACCCAAGUGGGCUGCGUGAAAGGGCAUCGACUUACCCAUCACGCUAUACCCGUCCCCAGAAUGUUUAAUGUUUAAUUGUGCACACAAACUAACACCAGCUAACUUGGUUUACAUUUGUUGCUUAAGGGGCGGGUAGGGUGUUACAUUUUUGAAAAAUCAUUUAUUGUUUUCUUUCUAUUUUUCUGAUAGUAAAAUAUUUCAAGAAUAUUCUGUGAAAUUUUGAAGCCUAUCGGAAUAGAACUCAGCAAGUUAUGGGCCUUUAACUUUGCCCAUCUCAUACUACGAAGAAAGAAGAGCUGCGCACACAGGCCCAAGAUUUCUGCUUCGAUUAACUCAAAAACUUGACAAAACAUUCUCGAAAUGUUUCAUUAUAAAAAAAUACAAUAGAAAAAAUUUGGCUUUUUGAGAAUGUUAGAGCCUUCGUGCUCCCUUGAGUAAUAAAUUGUUUCCUUCGAUUUUAUAGACAAUAAACCCCCAAAAUUUCAAAAAA
Messenger RNA from Malaya genurostris, 10398 nucleotides. RefSeq names its product F-box/LRR-repeat protein 6 (gene Fbl6). The record is from RefSeq and is a predicted model, not a curated record. Lineage: Eukaryota; Metazoa; Arthropoda; Insecta; Diptera; Culicidae. The transcript has 9 exons. Gene Ontology annotation, molecular function: protein binding. Bases 1908 to 4052 code for a protein of 714 amino acids.